Molecule: messenger RNA, 2950 nt
Organism: Ceutorhynchus assimilis (cabbage seed weevil)
Lineage: Eukaryota; Metazoa; Arthropoda; Insecta; Coleoptera; Curculionidae
Source: the annotation of a GenBank genome assembly
GGUAACUUCAUGAAAAAACACAUUAGUCAAAAGAGCAAAUUGUACAUAAUUUAGCAAAUGUAUAUAAUUUACCUCCUUCAAGAACUGGGUGACAUCAUAAACAUCAUUGUUGAUCACAAUCCAGGUGCUUUUACUGUCGUUGUGUUUUUCGAUUUCCUUGAAGGAAUAUUGUUCAAUUGCUUUGGCCAUCUUCUGAAGAUAGAUCCGCUAAAGUUGCAAACAAAAAUAUAGGAUUAGGAUGAAAAUUAAUGUUGAUAGGAAUUUACCUUUCCCUUCUUGGCUUCCCUUUAACUUUCAGUUUAUUUUGAUUUUAAUGGAAAUUUUACUACUCUAUGCUAAGCAAAAACCUAAAUGGGAUGGUCAAGAAGUCAAGACCAAGGUCAAGACUCAUCAAGGAAAAGAAACAAGAAACCGUCAACCACAACAAAUCGACAGUGGCCAGUAAUGUCAGUUGCCAGUUAUUUUCAGGUCAAAAUGUUUUCACUUGUAUUUGUAACUGCUAGAUCUGCUCCGAGCAGAUACGAAAUACGAAGCCCGAUUCGAAGCUGCGUUUUCGUGAAAGUUUUUAACGCCGCACCACUGUUUUUCUCAGAAGAGUCUAGAUGUGCUCGGAGCUGCUCUAAUAGGUAAAAAUGAAAAGCUCCUGACUCCAUCCGAACAGCACCUUCGAAGGUCGAGUUCGGGAAUCACUUAAUAGUCCAUUAACACGCUGAAAGAGAGAGAUAGAUAUAACCCCUAGAAUAAUGCUUUCCAAUUUUCCGUAUGCUGCCAUCUUCCGCAGUACGAGCAAAUUAAAUUUUGAAAUAACUGUUACAUUAUUUAUAUUUUUCUUGAUUACUAAAAGUGGAAUGAUUGGUUUUUGAAGCCACUCACAAAAAAAUAAUAAACUACAAAGUUAAAAUGCCCGUUGAAACAUGUUUAUCAAGUUUAUUUGCAAUAAGAUUCGACUUUGGUGUGCCCCUAGAAGAUAUUUUCCAUCGAGAUGAUGUUCAUCCACGACUGAAGCACCUAUUCCAUACUGCAUUUGCGUCAUAUUCAGAGCAAAGAUCCGAUAUUGAAGAUGUCCUAAAAUAUGGACAAGGAACGGUGAAUGACUGCUUAAUGCUCAAGGAUACUCUUGUACUUGAUGAAAAAUAUGACUCGAAUCUUGAAGGGAAUCUUCCAGGCACUUAUUUUUGGUUGAUAAGACACUUUAUGGGUCUUUUGCCUUUGCCCUUAUUUCCAAAAUUUACGAAUGGUAUACAUUUUCAUUGGAAUUCAGUUGCUAACGAAUGUAAAAUGGCUUUUAAAACGUGUGACAACAGGGAAAGGAAUCGAUUAGACUAUGAUAUCGCUCAAUGUUUAGAUGCACUACCAAUACAGAAUGGUAUGCUAAUCAAUAUACUAAUGAAAUUUAUAAGAAAAAUAUGUAUGAGAACAGUCAGGGGACAUUAUAAAUUCAAUAAGAAUUCUUUGAUUACCCUCAGCAAAUAUUUUUGUGAGUCUUUGUUUGUAAGACCAUACAUACCUGGACACCUCCAAAAGAGUGAAUACCAAGUUUUGUUGCUUUAUUUGGUACUCAGAUGGCAUAAAAUUACUGAACACUGCUGUUCUAUUGAACCUCCAACUAAUUUAAAUGAAUUUGAAGUGAGUAACAAGAAAAGCGCUAUUAUUGAAACAGAUUCCAAUGUGAUAAACCCCAUUCCAUACUUUUGUAACACGGUUUCCCAAACUGAAACGGAUUUAAUAAGUAAAGAAAUCGAAAAAAAUAUUGAUAAUUCGAAGAAUGCCUACACACUAGCAUAUAUUGAGGAAGUACUAGAGGAAGAUUGUGAAUCACCCACAAAUGAUGGCGAUAAUACAUUAUAUCAAACAGCCUAUGAUAUUACUUUUAAUAAUAUUUUGGAAGAAGAGCAAAAAAAAGAAUGGAAAAAAGUUGUUGAAGAAACUAUGCAGAAGGUUAAAAAAGUUGAGGAGGCGUAUUUUUAUGACGAUUACGAAACUUUGAAAAAUGAAGAAUUCAACCACAUUCCUAGUGUUCAAUCAAAAGCAGAUUCAUUUUUGUCAAAGAUUCGUCGACAUAGCUUCAAAAAAUGCAGUACGCCAAAAGACAAAUCGCCUGAUAGCGAAAAUAGUUAUGUGAAAUAUCCUGACGUGUGUGAUAGUGAUAAUGGGUCACGAAAAAGUCUAAAUAGUGAGCAAAAACGAUGUAAUCUUGGUAUUGAUACUACAAUAUCUCAAAAACUUUUUGAAGCCAAUACUAGUCCUUGCAGUGAAGAGGAUGAAGAUAGCAAAAGAACCCUAAAAGAUAAAAAUCUGAAAAAUAUGUCUAGACAGCAAUUUUUCUUCAGAGGAAUAAGAUGGAGUCUACAACUUUUAAGAGCCUUAACACCAAGGAAGAGUACUUUCCGCUUAAUUGAAAGCAAUGUUAAGUAUCACAGAAUGAAAAGAGGCAGAUCUCAUACUAUUUAGUUGUGUUAUUUAUUUAUUUAUAUAAUAAUAUGUUUCAUUAUACAGAAUUUAAGUUUGAUUUUGAGAAUUUUCUAUUUAGUUUAAAAAUACAAUGUUGUUAUGUUUAUAUUUGAAUUAUUUGUAAUAAAUGAGAAGAAAUAUAAACAUCUAGUUUUCGUUUCUAAAUUCCUCCUUGGGUUUCACUAGAUAAUCUGACAGUUACCUACAAGGGUAUUAUACUGGUUGUAGUAAAAGACUGUCCAAUUUAAAAUAGAGCGAAAAUUGAUGAAUAUGUAUGUACUUGAAACAGUUGCAAAUCUUCGUUAUGGAGAUCAGGUUGAAUAUGUUUCCUUUAAACCCACACUCGUUCUUUGAGCCUGAGAAAAUAUCCUUGCUUUGGCCUAGUUGAAAUAUCCAUUCUCAAUUCUAAAUCGGGCACUUUUCCAUCUGCUUCGAUUUCAAAUCGUUGAAGCAAAUUACAAAUGAAUAUUUUCAAUGCAGUGUUUGCUAGAGUUUUGCC